Molecule: messenger RNA, 2137 nt
Organism: Sycon ciliatum
Lineage: Eukaryota; Metazoa; Porifera; Calcarea; Leucosolenida; Sycettidae
Product: tryptophan decarboxylase-like
Exons: 2
Coding region: 118-1641 (507 amino acids)
Biological process (GO): carboxylic acid metabolic process
Cellular component (GO): cytoplasm
Molecular function (GO): pyridoxal phosphate binding; carboxy-lyase activity
Source: RefSeq, a predicted model, not a curated record
CUUCGCGAUUUCGUUCCCAACGAAUUAUUUGUAUCCAGAACAAGGACGCUGGAAACAUUAUUUUAGCGUGCAGUAGUGCACUAGUGGCUGAGGUCCUCGCUGGGAAAAGCACCCGACAUGGACGAGCUUAGAAUAUCACCUGAAGGAUUUCAGGAAUUACUAGAGAAGAUGACCGUAGCGAUGACCGACGCGAUACGGUUCAUGGAUACCGGACCGACGCGUUUCAUUGAUUCGCUGGAGGACGGUCCGGAGGCCGUGGAAGCUGCACGGCGGCUUGCUAGCAAACUACAAGAGGAAGAUGUACCGGAGACAGGCAGGGAUAUGGCCGACAUCCUGGACUUGGUGUGCAACGUGGCGGCCCGCAGUGGCAAGAACGACUCGGCAGCCGGUUUCUGUGCGUACGUACCGACUGGCGGACUGCUUCAGUCAGCAGCUGCCGAGCUGCUGUGUAGCUGUCUAAACCGAGCCACGGCACGCUUUCUGUCCAACCCCGGAUUAGUGCAGCUCGAAUCGAAUGUCAUCCGCUGGAUGGGCAAGAUAGUGGGAUACGACCCGGGCAGAUCAUUCGGAUCAUUUGCGUCUGGUGGCUCCAUGGCAAACUUCAUUGGUGUUCUGGCGUCGCGCCGCAGAUAUCUCAGCGAAGAACAGAUCUUGGAGGGCGUUGUGCUCGCGACCAGUCAAACACACACGUGCAUAGUGAAAGGCUUAGUUAUGGCCGGUAUUCCGCAGUCAGCGAUGCGCCUAGUGCCCUGCGAUGCAAAGCUACGAAUGGAUGCAACGGCACUGGAGGCGAGCAUAGUCAAAGAGCGGAAAGCUGGCCGCAAGCCGUUCUUGGUCGUUGCCAGCGCCGGCACGACGAACACCGGUGCGGUCGACGAUCUCCGCGCGGUGUCCGUGGUGUGCCAGCGUCAUGACGUGUGGCUGCACGUGGAUGCCGUGUACGGCGCGGCAUUCAACCUGACCGAGCGCGGUCGGGACGCACUGGACGGCCUGGAAGAGGCGGACUCCAUAGCCAUCGACCUUCACAAGUCCUUCUUCCUGCCGCAGGCCACUGGCCUGACCAUGGUCAAGGAGCGGGCGCAUCUGAAGCGAGCCUUUUCCGUCGAGACCGAUCUGCCGUUUCUGCCGGGCAUGUGCGAGGACGAGGACAACUUCUUGGAGCUGUCCAUGCAGCUGACUCGGCCCUGCUACGGACUCCGUCUCUGGUUUCCUCUGCAGCUGUGCGGCCUGAGCAAGUGGCGCCAGGCGCUGGACGAGCGGCUGGAUUGGACGGCAGAGUUUGCGCACGAGCUGCGUCAGAUGGAGAGCCUGGGCGUGCGCCUCGCCACUGAGCCCAGUCUGUCGAUCCUGACGUUUUGCUACGAUUCUCCGCCCGGCCAGGCUGGCAAAUCGGCCUCGCUUGACGAUAGCGCUGACACGGCGUCGUCGGCCAGCAAGGAACACAUCCAGCACAUGUGCAAGCUGAACGAGAACCUACUGUUGUUCAUCAACCAGCGCGACAACAUCUAUCUUUCCGGUACCACCCUGCCGGACGGCCGGUUCGUCAUCCGCGUGUGCAUCCUGUACAUUCGCCUCACAAAGGAGAGAUUGAUGCGAGGGCUGGUGGAUAUCCGCGAUGGUGUGCAGGAACUAACAACCUAGACCAUGUCCUUGGCGUUUCCUUCGCUUCUUCCAUAGAUCACACAAGUUACUAGGUGAUGGAACUGUAUUCAACAGUAUUGACAUUGACAUCUAAUUUAUUGGUUUAUUUUUCUAAUUUAAUCCAAGUAGCUUUGAUGAACUAUCUCAGUUCUUACUAAUACUUGACGUAGCUCUAGCAUUUACAAUGUACGUUAUGACAAAAACACGCACGUCAGUUUCAAUUUGAUUAUAUCGCAGCUAUGGAAAUAUUUUAUUGAGGCCUCCUCGAGGCACGCCACGUCUCAUAUGUACUGACAUGACGUCAAACUAGACCUUUUGCACGAAUACAUAAGUUUCAUCUACUGAAACCCCUUGAUAUGCUGAUAAUAAAUUCAUCGUAUAAAAACUCUGUACAAUUUUGGAACCUUUCAUAUUUCAUCUGCUUUCGGCUGGUAGGUUUCACGAUAAAAAAAUUUAAAUUGCAUAAAAGUGAAGUAAAGCCCACACAUUCGUGUUA